This is a messenger RNA of Dicrocoelium dendriticum, 780 nucleotides long. Lineage: Eukaryota; Metazoa; Platyhelminthes; Trematoda; Plagiorchiida; Dicrocoeliidae. The record is from the annotation of a GenBank genome assembly.
GUCUGAGAGUGCAAAGAAUCUUUGCUUACUGAAAUGCAGCAUCUAUCCAUAGCCUUUCUGUGCACGCUGGCCAUUCUACGCUCCGCAUUCUCCGUGGUGGAAUUUACCGUCGUGUUGUCGGUUCCCUUACUGGAUGAAAGCAAUUCCCUGCACGAUGCUCCGGAUUCAACUAAUGCAUGCGAGCUGCUGAAAUCACGCGGCAGGACACAAUGGGAUUCCGGAUUGUUCACUGGAUGCAUCACGUAUGGACUCAUGCUGGAACGUACGACGCCAGCUUACGAAAUGCAAAUUACCAUGAAUGAGACGAAAUUCCCGUGGGAUUACAACAGUCUUACGGUGUAUGAACGAGCGUGGGAAGUAAAUCGGCUGCUCAACAUGAAUGCCAGUGGUUGUUCGACCAUCGUCACAACCGGGGAGGUACAAGAUGUCUACGGAUCUGCGCCAGUCAUGGAUUCCGCCGUAAAUGUAUCUUUCAUACUGAUUGGACCGGCGGAUCGCGACACUUGCAGUGAGGUCACUAGCAAGAGGGAAUACGCUAGUGGGCACUUUAUGGUCGAAAACUGCACCCAAAUUGAAGUAAGCGUUGCUCACACGUCAUCUAACACCCGGUUGGCACGUUACAAAUUGAUUGUGAACCCGUAUUCAUUGUUCUUCAAUCCUUCGGAUUAUUCACUUCCAUUCGUGGCCGAGUUAAAUGGAGAUUCUUGCAGAUACAAUGGAUAUUGGCCUCCAGUUCAUUCGUGGCAACACACAAAUCUUGACGAAUAUCCUCUCCUGUAA